AUGCUCGGUUGUUUGACGAUGUGCAUCCUGAUUCAACCGGUCUACACCCUGGGCUGUCUAGUGCUGCUCUCGAUCCUCUCCUUCAGUCUCCACUACCGCCAACUGCGGGUCUCUUGGGGCAACAUUGGACAGGCCCUCAUCUUCCACCAGGUUCGCAAAUACCUUCUUCUCCUCGACACGAACAAAGAACAUGUGAAGUACUGGCGGCCGCAAAUCCUCCUCCUCGUAGCCAAUCCCCGCUCGGCGGCUUCACUCGUCCAGUUCAUGAACAGCGUGAAAAAAGGCGGUCUCUACGUGCUGGGUCACGUGAUAACCUCCUCCGCCUCCUCCUCUCCCUCCGCCAGCGGUGAAGAUGUGGACUGCCUCGAGCCGGACCCCUGCACGCUCGCUCAGACGUAA
Molecule: messenger RNA, 399 nt
Organism: Dibothriocephalus latus
Lineage: Eukaryota; Metazoa; Platyhelminthes; Cestoda; Diphyllobothriidea; Diphyllobothriidae
Source: the annotation of a GenBank genome assembly